Messenger RNA from Actinia tenebrosa (Australian red waratah sea anemone), 1817 nucleotides. Its product is annotated as exosome complex component RRP46. Gene Ontology annotation, molecular function: RNA binding. Gene Ontology annotation, biological process: U4 snRNA 3'-end processing; nuclear mRNA surveillance; rRNA catabolic process. Gene Ontology annotation, cellular component: nucleolus; cytoplasmic exosome (RNase complex); nuclear exosome (RNase complex). The record is from RefSeq and is a predicted model, not a curated record. Lineage: Eukaryota; Metazoa; Cnidaria; Anthozoa; Actiniaria; Actiniidae.
AUGGCGGCCAAAGUUGAGAGCAAAGUUUUGUCAUCACGUGUAGUUUAGAAAGAAAGGUGAGUGACAAGGAAAAAUGGAAAUCGAGACAGAAAGAGCGAUAUCCGAAAUAAGAGCAAUGUACUGCGAGCAAGACCUUCUUUCUCAGACCGAUGGGUCGGCAUCAUUUAAACAAGGAGCUACACGAGUCAUAGCAGCCGCAUACGGGCCAGUUGAAGUCAGAUCCAACAAGGAGUUGCUAGAUAAAUCAUAUGUAGAGGUGAUAUUCAGAACUAAAGUCGGCCUUCCUGGAUGUGCUGAAAAGUCACUGGAACAAAUUAUCAAAAAAAGCUGCGAACCAGUUAUCUUGACAUCUUUACACCCAAGGUCUGCUUUGACAAUAAUUGUUCAAGUGGUGCAAAACUCAGGAUCUUUGUUUUCAUGUGCUGUCAAUGCAGCUUGUAUGGCCAUGAUUGAUGCUGGCUACCCAAUGAGAUGUACUGUGGCCUCUGUUACAUGUGCUCUCAUGGACAAUAAUGAAAUCCAGCUCGACCCUACUCUGGAACAAGAACAGGAGGCCAGUGCUGUUUUAACAUUUGUGUUUGACAGUAUAAAACAAAGUCUCUUGACUUCUUCUACAAAGGGAAUGUUCACAAUAGAACAGUUUAACCAGUGUCUUUCUGCAUGCAAGGAAGCUUCAGGACAUAUCUUCAAAUUCUUUAGACAAUCAGUGGAAAGAAAGUUAUCAAAGGAUGCCAAGUACCAGAACAUCAACACCAAUCCUCUAGACACCUAAAGAUACAUCACCAAUGCACAAAAAAUGGUAGAUUACGCACUGAAUUCUAUUUUUAUUAUUUACAUUCUAUGACAUAGGUUCAUUGUGUAUUCAUGUUAACACUUCAAGCCAUUCUCUUUUGAGAAGGCCUAGCUUAAACUACUGUACAGUAUCAAAACAAAAACAAACACUUAUAUGAGCUCAGAAAAUAUCCAGAGGAGAUUAACAUGGGGAUAGACCAAAAACAGCAUGGGACUCCUAAUAUGAAUCCCUUGUCUGUAGAGAAGAAAAACAAUUGAGGAAAAGUUUGGUUUGGGCUGCCAUUUGGGUAUGGAUAUUUCCUGAACAUUUGCUUCUCAAACUUAAAUAAGGAAAACAUGAAAACAAGAACUACCAUUGGCAAUUGAAAAAAUUCUACUUUCAAUGCGUAGACUUGUUAUUUCAAAAACUACUUAAUAUAUUUACUAUUAAUAUUGAUAGUGGUAUAUUCUUAGAGUGAUUUCAUAUAACCAAUGAAACAAAUAUAACAGUCGAUGUUUGACAGUUGAAUAAAAAACAAAAGCAAACAAUGGAAUUAGUUUCUACUAAUUUCUGUUAGCCUUUACUAUUAUCUAUUUCAUUGGGUAUAUGGAAUUGCUUCAUCGUUUAUUUUAUAUCAUUAAUUGUAUUGAUUUUUAUUAUCAUUAUUUAAAAUUAUUAUUAAUUAGGCAUUUUGUUAUCAAUAAAAUAUUCUUACGAGAAAAGCAGACUUUACAAAUUUACUCUUUAGAGUUCAAGUAAAAAAUUCUCAGGUUACUGUGUACUUUAUGACCAGCUGAUACAAAUAAUUGAUUGGCACUCAGCCAGUCAUGGGUUGAUCUUGCACCAAUGAUUGAUUGACAAGUGUCAUCUAAUGAUAAAGUACAGAAUGACCAAUUAAAUUCUCAAUUAUGCUAGAUUCUUUGCGAAUUCUUAAUAAAUGUACACAUGUAUCAUGCUGUGAAGAUUCAUUAAGAGUGAGCUGAUGCAUGUUGAAUAUUAAGAGUAUUUAUUCCUUGGAUAAUAAAAUUGUUGUCUAUAAAGAUUU